CUGUUGGGGAUUGCGCAUGCGUGAGACUUUUGUGCCACACACAGUAUGGCCGAGGGGCCGGAUUCCUUGGGGUGUGACGCGCGGCCGUCAAGCAACGUUGGCAGCAAAAGCAGCCUCGCCCUUUCACGACGCCAAGUGACGGAGGGUGUCGGCGGGAGGCGGCGGCGGGCUCGUUCAGUCUUAAACCAGGUCAAUUAUCCCCACAAUUCAUCAAGCUUUUGCUGUCACGGUUGAAUGGGUUUAGCAUCUGCAAAUUCCACAUCCUUGGGGACACUGUUGCUGGCAACAGCCAGGCGAUGGGCAAACUUGAGGACUAGAGAAAGCAAAGGCAAGACAAGGUUUGGAAAUGCUACCAAAGCAUGAGAAGAGGCUUUGAGGUCAAAGUCAAGAAAAGAAAGAUCGCUGGGGAAGAAUAGAAGUUGAAACUGAUGCAAUUUGUUUGGUUGAAAUAAGCAGUCUGUACUGCUAGAUAGGUUGGCAUAUAUCUGCUGCUCUCCUUCUGCUUGUCUCCUCACUGAUGUACAUCUCUUGAAGUUGGCAGAAGGUAAAACAUUUCCAGGGCAUGACAGGGACUUCAGUGAAAGACGUCGUCUUAGGUUUCAGAGUGAAAACAUGCUUUGACUCAUUAUAUCAGCCACAAGGAUCCUGGCAUUGUACAUAAUAAAGCAGUGAAGAGAAACUGAAGGAAGGAAGUACUACUAUGUUGCUGAUCUGAAAACUGUUUCUGAAGUCUUUGGACAAAUUAGGUAUUUAUGUAGUUAAAUCUAAAAAGGUUGAAAGUGUGCGGAAAGCAUGGGCUAUGAUAUUGAGCGUUUUGUUGGCUAUGUUAACGAAGGACUUUUAUGCUCCAUCUGCCGAGAUGUGUUAGAAGAUCCAUUACAGGCUCCGUGUGAGCAUGCUUUCUGUACUGCUUGUAUACAUGGAUGGCUCAUUCAUCACAGUAACUGCCCUGAAGACAGACAAACGCUUGAUGUAUCUUUGCUACGACCUCUCUACAGAUAUAUGAAAAAUGAUUUAAACCGUCUUCAGCUACACUGCAAAAACAGAGAGUAUGGCUGUGAAAUGGUUUGUUCUCUAGAAUCUAUAGACAGGCAUGAAAGGGAAUGUGAAUACAGUCAGAUACUUUGCUCCAAUGCUGGUUGUACAGUUCAGAUUGAACGACGUAACUUAGAUGGCCAUUUGGCAGUGUGCGAAUAUCGGAGCCGUGAAUGCCCCAAUGGUUGUGGUUACACCAUUCUCAGCGCGGAAGACACACAGCAUAAUUGUGUAGCAGAGCUAAGAACUGAACUAGAACUACUACGGUCAGAAAUGAUCUGCAGAGUGGAGGAGGCAAAGCAUGAGAUGGAGUCAAGAUUAGAUUCACAGAGAAGACACAUGGUCCAGAAAGAGAGUAUUCUGCAAAAUGAAAUUGAAGAACUAAAGAGUCAGAUGUCACGAAUGAUGUCAGAUGUACGGUCUUUGAUGGCAGCAGAGAGACAGCAUCGUCAAGAGCUGGAGCAGGCAGAGCUAGAGAAGCGGGAAUUAAUGGAGCUUCUAAAAGGCCUACAGAAAGACUGUCGAUUAAAUACUGCAGAAGGAAACAAGAAGUCAACAAACUUCCGCCCUCUGACACGACUAGAGAGUGUAAAACGAAAACCUAGGGAAGUUACGGUUAUCUAAGUAGAACUUUAAGGCUACUUGAACAUCAGUAUCCACAAUGGACAAACAUUUGCACAGUCGUAUGGACUUCGGACUUCCUUAUUAGUACUGAACUAUAAUAUACAAGAGCUAGGACUUUAUAGAUCCACAGAUCCUGAAACAAGGGGGCAUUUGCCUGUAAGGACUGCAGUAUGCUUGAGAAAUUUGUACAGUUCAAAGAUUUUUCCCUAAACUUCUCCUACAGCCUGUUUGUGUUGUGUUCAGUGCUAUAAUUGAGCCAUAUUCUGUCCUCUGUUACAGCUCUUCAGUGGAGUAACUAAGGGGAAACCUGGCCUCCUGUUUACUGAAUGUGCUAAAUCAGUUCUGAACUUUCAGGAAGACAGUAUGCAGGUGCAACAGUCUUAAUAAGCUAGUUUUCUAGUUUAGGAAGCAGAUUCACUACUGUGUGUGCCUUGCUGUCACUCAGAUCAAAGCUUUCAUGGCUAACAACAUAACCAAAGAGAGAGACAGCAACCCUUUUUAGCAUGUACACUACAUUAUAAAGAUGUGUGGUCGGAGCUCUCUUGAUUAAAUUUCAGGCAUUAAUAAAUCCUUCUAAUUCACUUUUUUCUUUAGUGCCACUGAAAGGAAAUGUACACAUGUUCAGCCCUUGUGUGCACUUAGAAAUUGGCUGAAAUAACUCUCCUGUAAAGGUUUUUUCCUGAAAGAAAAUAUUCAUAGGAAGAGCUAUCUCCAAAUGUUUAUUUUUUAGUUCACACUUAAAUUCUAGAUGAAAUUACAAUUGUUGACAGCAUUUAGGUCAUUACAGCAGUCUUUCCCAACUCAUGACAUAGCGCAUCUCUUAAGCAGCCAUAUCUAACAAUGUGAGACAGUAAAAUAGUAGCUAAGAUUUAAACUUCCUUCACACCAAGCAUUCAGUGGUCACUACACAUACAUCAGUGGACACAUUAAAGUUGUAGUUAGAACCUAAGAAUGCUCUUAUUAUCUUGUGCUCCAAAUAAGCAAGCUGUUAGUGUUUGUGGUCUUUGUGGUUCUGUUUCAGCAUUCAUACUGAUUUUGAAGCUGCUUGGCCAUUCCAGAUUUCAUGCUAUUAGAAUCAGUGUUUUUUCAGGAUGUUUUUCUGUGUAGUGUAACUGUGUGGUUCUAUGAUGUAACUUUAUAUACCUUGCUUAAAGUGAAAGAAGAAAAUUCCUUCAAAAUUCUAUAUCCUUCCUUCUAUCAAGAUGAGCUGGAUCAUCCUUCCUGAAUUGGAGGGCAGUAAUGAUCACCUUAUCUUUUACAUUCUGACCACAAAAAGCACAUUAUCAGCUCCAUGCUUUUUGCAUAAUUGGAUCUGUGUUUGUUUUUAGUUACAAAAAAGAGGAUGACAUUCCUAAUUCUAGUGCAGAAAAUAGGGCUUAUUUAAUAUUUACUUAGCAUUUGGUCUGCUGUCUGUAUCCUAAGGGGACAGACAAAACUCCACAAGGAAACAGCUCCUCGGUGUAAAGUGAGCACUUUCUGCUGUGCAGUCUGUGUAGCUCCUAGUGGCCAGCUCUGGAGUUUGAAAUUCCAGUGUUCAAAAAUGGAAAUGCUUUGGGACCACUUGUAGCUGGAAUGACCUGUCAGCUUGGGUUUCCCUUAGCAGAAAGAAAGCACUCACAGAGAUAUUUUAAAUGGAGGUAUAUUAGCUAAUAACACCAGAUCUCUCCAGUUACACUGGAAAAUCAUUCAAUUUUGAGCUUAAUCACAUUCCUUAGUGAUGAUAACCGAUGCACUUAAGACUUUCUUCUGCUAAUGAAUCACUCACACAGAGGGCUGUGUAUGCUUGAACGUAGUCAUCAUUUUACCUAUUUCUUAAACUAGAGUGAAAUUAAAUAGCCCAUUAGAUUAGAAUUUUAUCUAAAUUUAGCUUUUCCAAUCUCAUGUAUUACAGCUUUUAAUAACAGCUGGCAGAAGCAAAGGAUAUUUUUUCUUUUAAAUAGUCUGUUAAUCUUUUUCAUAAAAACUAAAGGUCCAAAUAUUGUAGAAGACUUUGAGUAAGUGUAGAUGUUCACUUGGAAAUGCACAGUUCCCUAGUCAUAAUUGUAUUUUAGGAUUAUAUGAAAGACUGCUAAAAUUACAUUACCAGAAGGUUCGAGCAUGGAACAAGGUAACAAGAAUCCUAAAUAUUCUCAGACUGAAUCACAUCUUGAUUCUAUUCCCUCACAAUGGGGACUGUGCUGAUAGGGAGUUGAACAGUUACUCAAAUGGACCAGUAACCAUGCAAACAGUUGCAUCAUUAGUUGCUUCUAAUUGCACUUUGCAGCUAGAAGAGGGAGAGCACAAACAGUAGAGCAGGCCCAGAUUAAUGGAGGGUGGAAAGAAAGAGAAACUGCAGUUCCAUCAACUUCUCUCAGCCUGAGAGCAGUGAUACAGCUGCACCAGCCUGUGCACCCGCUCACCAUUGUACGUGUUAGCUUGCUAGCUUGUGGGAUUACAAUUAAAAUAGCAUUAGAAUUAAAAGGAAAUUAAACCUUUAUCCACAACUAAGUGGGUACUAAAUGUAACAGUACCAAACCUGGGAGAUUCUCUAAUAAAACUCUGAGAGCAAGCUGUUAAGUAAAGUACAUGAAAUUAUAAGGAGUUGAGCAAAUCCUGACAAUUACGUUAAAUUGGGUAAUAAAGGAUAACACUAAGGAUCUAUAUAAAUUAGCAUUUUAAAGUCAGUGGUAAGUAAGUUUGUCUUUGAAAGAAAAAUCAGAAUUUACAUGUUUACUCUGAAGACAUAAGAGGCCAAUUCAGCUAUAUUUAAAUUAGUUCCCUUACACUAACUUCUCCAUUUGAGAGGUCAAGUUCAAGACAUGCUUCCUCUGUUUCAUUCGUUAAUAAAGCUACAUGCCCUGUCCUUCUCUCCUCCCAAAGGAAAAGUGUCAAUGGGCUUGGCCAGUAUGGACCAUUAUGGCUAGGCUUGCAUUCUUUCAUGAAAGGUAACAGUAUUUUGGGGGAAAGCUUCCUCUAGGUUUAAAUGAGACUUUCUAAAAGGCUUCUACAAUACAGAAACAUGCAUCUGAGUGAGAUGUCAGAGUUGCAAGGUAGAGUUAUGCUGGCCUUAAUAAUUAAGCACAGAGUUUUUAGUUAGUAUGAUUCUAGUACUAGAUUAACAGUCAUAUAAGACAUUAAUUUAACAGCACACAUAUACAAUAGUUUCUUGUUAGGGCAGAAGAGAACCAAUUUGUACAGUCAAGCAAAGUACAUAUUACAGUAAAGUAUUUUAACUGGGGAAAUGUGUUAUCUCUCUGGUUUUCAUAAGUUCAAUGUAUUAGUAAAUCCCAGGUGGCAAACAGUUCCUGACAUAUUAGAAUGGGGAGCCUUGCAAAUUAAAUUUAAAUUUUCCAUAUGCUGUUCUCCUCAAUGUUUUUGGCAUGGUGCUUUUCUACAGCUGUUUUAUGCAGAAGUGCUGGAUAAUAUUUAAAUGGAGCAGUACUAGCCUUUUCCUUCCUCAUGUAUUGCUGCUUGGAUGAAGAACGGUAGGUCAGGGAGAUUUUUAUCACACGGAGAAAUGCCUUUACAAAGCCCUACAACUCUAUGCAACUUUAUAUUAACAAAUAAACACUGAACUGUCUUCCAGCAUUAUGGUUCACUGCCAAUCUAUUUACAUUUUCUACCUUUAUACAUACAAGAAGGAUAAAACAGUGGUAUCUCGGACCUUAAACUCUAGUCUGUAAAAGAAACAGUAACAGUAUUUGUAUCAAUUUGAAGUACACUUUGUAUAAAAGUUGAAUUAAUAAAGGGUAUAUAUAAUGAUGAAUGCAA
Messenger RNA from Dromaius novaehollandiae (emu), 5409 nucleotides. Its product is annotated as RING finger protein 151-like. The transcript is spliced from 10 exons. The record is from RefSeq and is a predicted model, not a curated record. Lineage: Eukaryota; Metazoa; Chordata; Aves; Casuariiformes; Dromaiidae. The coding region runs from base 793 to 1659 and encodes 288 amino acids. Gene Ontology annotation, molecular function: zinc ion binding.